UUCACCUGGUCGUUCUGCUUCGAGGAACCCAUCCUCGACAACCAGAGUGGAGCCGUUUCUCCUUCCGCAGCAGGGGUCUCGGGGGCGCGGGGCUCUGUCUUUCCAGCGAGCGGAGCGAGGCAACGGGACCCCUGCGCCCCAGGAGGGCCCGGGAGGCUUGCUGGCGCCCUGGCGGCCCCAGCCUGCAGCAGAGACGAGGCCCCGCGGGGAAGUGCGGGAGGCGCGUCCUGCCGGCCCGGCCCGGGGCUCUGGCGCGGAGCUGCAGCCUCGCCUCGGCCUGGGCUCGCCGGCUCUGCCAGGGCGCGGACGGGGCCCCCGGACCUGCGCGGGGAAGACUGCAGAGCAGCGCAGCGUGGCUCCUCCGGGCCGCGGGCGGAGAGAGUCUUCCUGAAGCUCGCCCAGAGUGACCUCGAGGCCAAGCAGUCCAGCGCCUCCAUCUCCGAGUCGUCGAGGAACCACUUCCAGCUGUUCGCCGCCGCGGUGGGCAACUUGGAAUGGCUGCGGUUCUGUCUGAAUCAGGUCCACGGGGAGAUCCGGAGCGACCGAAAGGGGUUCACUGCCAUCCACUUCGCAGCCCAGCAGGGCAAGCUGGAAUGCAUGAAGGUCUUGAUAGAAGAGUACAAGGUUCCGGUGGACCUGCCCACCAACAGUAACCAGACCCCCCUCCAUCUCGUCAUCCACAAGGACAACAAGACCAUGGCUGUCCCCUGCAUUCACUACUUGCUCAAGAAGGGGGCCUCCAUCAACACUCCGACCAGCAGCGGCUUCACAGCCCUGCACCUGGCAGCCCGUGAAGGCUUGCUGGGCUGCGUGAAGGCCCUGGUGCAGAGUGGUGCCAAUGUCCACGCCCAAGAUGCCACAGGCUGCAAGCCCAUCGACUACUGCAAAAUAUGGAACCACCGUGCCUGUGCCCGGUUCUUGAAGGAUGCCAUGUGGAAACGGGACAAGAAGGAUUUUGCUUGUGAGAUGAGGAAACUAAAGCGCCUCAAGGCCCAGCUGACACUCAUGGAGCACAACUACUUGCUUGAGUAUCAAAAAGAACAUCAACUUCUGAGAGAGGCCAAUUUCAGGCAGUGGCUCCAUCACAAGCAGCUUCAACACCCGGUCUCCAACACCAAGCAACAGGCUGGUGCCCCAACUUGCCCCAGUGCCCUCUCUGAGACCCCAGGAUCCCGGAUUUCUAAGAGCUUCUACCGCUUGGUGGAAGCCCGACUGCAAAACAUGCCUCAGCCUAAGGCGCCACCCAAGCCAAUCUACAGGCGGCCUAAAAUCAGUCGGCCCAAGUCGUGGAACCUUAGCAAUAACCCUGCCAGAUCCCGCGCGCCCACCAUCAGCUGCCCACAGGACAUUCGUCUGGGUGUCCAUCCAGACCCCUGCCAGGAGCAUGACUUCUCCAACUUCCUGGAGGUGAUGCCUGACUCACAUGGGGGUGCACAGCUGCGCACAGUGGAUGGCCACUGGGUGGCGCCUGUACCCCGGCUCCCUUUCGAGGUGAUGGUCCGCAAUCUGUACCCAGGAGUGCGGCCAUACAGGAUAAAGGUGCCCCAGGGGCUUUAUGUCAGGAGCAUACUGGAUGUACCCCAGAGGCGGCACAUGGGCCAGGACGCCUUUUGGACAGACACUUUGGCCAUGAACCUGCGUGAGACAUUUGAUGAAGCCUUCCUGGCAGCCAUUCGAGCUCAUCAAGGGCUCCCCACCUUGCCCUCCUCUCCAGCACCCCAGUAAAGGUAGUCUGGUAGUGCCUA
Chinchilla lanigera (long-tailed chinchilla) is the source of this 1745-nucleotide messenger RNA. RefSeq names its product ankyrin repeat domain 53 (gene Ankrd53). Gene Ontology annotation, biological process: positive regulation of microtubule polymerization; mitotic metaphase chromosome alignment; regulation of mitotic spindle organization. The annotation marks the transcript as partial. Gene Ontology annotation, molecular function: protein binding. The transcript has 7 exons. The record is from RefSeq and is a predicted model, not a curated record. Gene Ontology annotation, cellular component: spindle pole. Lineage: Eukaryota; Metazoa; Chordata; Mammalia; Rodentia; Chinchillidae.